AGGCCGAAUUGUCGACCGACAGCAGCCGGCGAAAACGGCGGCCGCCGCGCAAGGAGUAAGACGGACCCGCUUUGGCCGCAGCGACUGCGGUGGGUCUAAUUGAAUCGCUAUUUUCUCUCCGAGUGCAGGUUCGAAGGGCGCCUCCGAGCAAAAGGAAAGAAUCAACACUCCAAGCGGAAAGAAAUAAAGAGCAUCACACUCAUCGCCCAGUUCACCUUCGCAGUAGCGAACGCAGGAAGAAACUGGUAGAUCGUCAUUCCUAAGGAGAGCCGUCGUGGCCUGCACUUCUCGCUAGCGCUGUCCGACACGUCUCGCAUGCCGUCAUGCACGGGCCCAAAACUUUGUUGUCCGCGCUGAUGCUGCUGGCCGCCGCCACAGUUGGUGCCCAAAAUGACGAAGAGAGUCCGGUCUUCGGAGCUUUUCUGGCGCAGUCCAUGACGGAGGCCCACGAGCACACGGCGGUCAGGAGUUUGUGCGCAAAUUACACCAAGCUGUACCUGCAGGAGCUCAAGAAAUUCACUCUUUGGGCCGUGCUAAUGUACGACUCGACUGCAAAAGUGCCUGACGGCGUUUUGAGCGGAAACGUUUACCAAUUCGGCCACUACGACGGUUGUCUGAAAAUCAAAGUGGAUUUGGGCGACGGCGAAGGAUUCAGAGGCAAACAUUGCCUGGCAAAAAUCAAAUUCGAACCCAAACCCGAGACCUACCCUGAAUAUUUCCUUCCGGCCAAAGAUCCUUUCCGAAUGGAGUUUGGCGCCAAUGAAAGCGCUUGGGAAAAGUUCAAAUACACAGGAGAUUUGAGGAAGCAGCGGCGAGACGCGAUUUACUGGGGCGUCUGCGUUCCGUCCGUGUGCAAUGCAAAAAGCGUUGCCGAAGGAAUAAAAAAUGCAAUCAAACCUCUGCAAGCCAGCAUUGGCGUCAAUGCCAAUGUCGAACUUGACGAGACCAACUGCAAAAUCUAUCAACACGAGACUUUUGAUGAGCUUGACAUUUCUUAUGGGUCUUUGUUGCUGACGUUUAUUUUGUUGGUGCUUAUUUGCACCGCAGUUGACACCUACACUGCGUAUACUGACAAAAUUUGGGAUAGUUUAGGAAUAAGACUUCUGCGCUCGUUUUCGAUCAGAGCCAACUGGAUGGUCUUGGUCCAAGGCCCCGCGCCGCGAGACCACGACGCCGGUGACCUGAGAUCAAUUCAUGGCAUGAGGUUUUUCUCAAUGCUGCUAAUCAUCAUGGGCCAUCGCUGCAUGUUCUCUUUGGGAGGCCCACUUUUCAACCCCGAACUCAUCGAGCAGAUUUACACAUCAGCGGCAAAUAUGAUUCUUUUGAACGGCACAAUUAUUGUCGACACAUUUUUCUUGAUCAGCGGGUUCCUUUCUUGCUACCUCAUGUUGAUAGAGCUUGACAAAAAGAGGAAGGUCAACGUCCCAUUGUUGUACGCGUACAGAUACAUCAGAUUAACUCCGGUCUACGCCAUGGUUGUUGGGUUUUACGCAACUCUUUAUCCGAAAUUGGGCGAUGGCCCCAUGUGGGACCAAAAGGUCGGACUCGAGAGGGACAGGUGCAGGGCCAACUGGUGGGCCAAUUUGCUUUACAUCAACAACUACAUCAAUGCAGAAAAUAUGUGUAUGUUCCAAUCGUGGUUCAUAGCUUGUGACAUGCACUACUUUUUGCUGUCGCCCCUAAUUAUCUACCCUCUCUGGAGGUGGCCCCGACCUGGCAGAGUCCUACUCUUCUCUGUCACUACCCUUUCGGUAAUCAUACCUUUUGCGGAGACCCUGUUGGGAGGACUUGAUGCGGUUCUUCUUCUUUUUAUGAGCACACUGGCUGAUCCAGUUUCGAACAUUACAUUCCGUUCGAUUUACAUCCCCACGCACACCAGAGCAGCUCCUUAUUUCAUUGGAAUGCUUUGGGGUUACGUUCUUUACAAAAUUAGGGCGGACGGAAUCAAAAUCAACAAGAAAAUUGCUGCAGUAAGUUUUGUUUUCCUGCACUUUGUCGCGUUCGGGUGCAUUUUCGGCGCAUGGGCUUUCUACAUCCCCGACAUUCCCCGAUCGGCCCUGGAGAAGGCCCUGUACGGAGGACUGCACAGAGCAGGCUGGGCGAUUUCCAUCGGAUAUCUUAUCGUUUCCUGUUCGCUCAAUUUGGCUGGUCCAUAUCGAGCCCUUCUGUCAUGGAAGCCGUUGGUGCCUUUGGGACGACUGACUUAUUGUGCCUUUUUGGCCCAUUCUGGCGUGCAAAUGUAUCAAUCUGCAACCAUGCGAGUGCCUGAAUACAUGACCUACUUUAAAAUGUACUGGAUGACUUUGGCAGACAUUUCUUUCACCUUUUCUGUUGCGUUGGCCAUUUACAUGCUUUUCGAAGCACCAGUGACUGCGCUGCAGAGAAUAAUUUUCAAGAAAGACCGAAAGGAUGUGAACCAUGAUCAAUCGCCAGUGACAAUUGUUCAAAACGACAUCAGAGAAACAUGCAGAGCGUGAAGGGAAUCAAGAAAUUAUUAUAUUAUUAUUAAAUUAUAAUUUGUCAGCUCAAAGAAUUCCUAGCAUUAACCUAAGUGUCAAGACAAAUCUGUGAUUUUGUCGUAAACUGUCACAAGCCUCAUCUCUAGUCUCCUGUUCAAAUAUCUAACACCUCGAUAUUUAUCUAUGCCAUCGACUCAUUAACUUGGUUGUUAACAAUGUUAAAAUGUUGUCUUCAACUAAAUUAAAAUUAUAUUAC
Molecule: messenger RNA, 2715 nt
Organism: Neocloeon triangulifer
Lineage: Eukaryota; Metazoa; Arthropoda; Insecta; Ephemeroptera; Baetidae
Product: nose resistant to fluoxetine protein 6-like
Exons: 16
Coding region: 324-2477 (717 amino acids)
Molecular function (GO): acyltransferase activity, transferring groups other than amino-acyl groups
Source: RefSeq, a predicted model, not a curated record